UGGAGGAGCCUCUACAAUGACGAGCUCUACGGGGCCUGUACGAUGGUCUCACCAUCGUGCAACGAAUUAGACUCACCAGGCGGCCGAUGGGCUGGUCACGUCAUGAGAAUGACACCGGACGACCCAGCCCGUAAAGUCCUUUUAGGCCGUCGGACAGAGGAGGCGUGGUAGGCCCAAAUUGAGAUGGAGUGAUGGCGUUGAUGCGUCCGCCAGAUCGGCCGGGAUAACGGAUUGGCAGACGACGGCGCUGAACCGUGAGCGGACCUCACCAUGUAUAUCUGGCAUAGGUUUAAACCUGUAUUUGUUCCAUUGAGCUACGCCUGAUCGUAGAGGCACAUUCUUCAAGAGCAUUCGCAGUGAAGGAGCAAACCACAACAAUGAACGACGAUAUCGUCGCGAGAUAGCUUGCCAAGGUACAAAGUUGCAAUCGAGAGAUUAUCGCUUAAUCGAUCCCAAAACUCGAUGAGCCCUCGCACAGUCUAAUCACCUCGUUGGGUCCAUUCGUUGCUCAGAAGUGUUCAUUGCAGGUCUAGCUGCUGAUGUCCUUCGGGAUGGCCUCCUCACAGCGCUGGUUUUUAUGGGUCCAUUCCCUCGUGCUUCUACGUGCGGCAGUUAGCGGGAUGGAUCUGCUAACCAGCUUCGAAGUCCGCCAUGGCUACAUCUACCCGCCGAGUGUUACCGUGGCCGAAGGGGAAGUGAUGCACUUGCGUCUGCUGGUGCCGAUGCAAGAGGGCGACCGUUGUUUCUACCGUGAACCCGGCUCACCGACGGACAUCGACGUGAAUGGGGUGGUGCUGGCUGAGGAACGACCGCACCGAAAGAUGCUGCGCUUUGGCGAUGCCGAGUGCAGUAUACGCGUGAAUCCGGUCCAUCAGCGAGACGGUGGCUUCUGGCGCUUAACGUUGGUGCGAGGCACGGAACGGAUACGGGGCGUCACGAUGGUGGACGUGAUCGAAAGACCUGCCGUGCCGGAAAGCGGUGGAGCCGGUGCUGCCGUGAGCUCACUGGAUGAAAUAAGUCCGCAGCGAACGGAGUACUGCUUUGUGCUGCGACAGGGUGCGACCAGCGAAGGUGCCAACAGUGUGCCGAUGUACGAACGCUGCCAGCUUCCUGUGAGCGAAACCGAUCCAACUGGGGCAGGCGUUUGGAGUGUGAUUGCUGGCGUGCAGGGUCAAAUGCGCGAGAUGACGUACGGAAUCCACAUCGAGAACAAAGAGGAACAAAUCGUAACGACCGUGCACAGGGAGUCCGAUUAUCAUGUGCUUUCCUGCCAUCUACGCUACACCAAACUGACGCUCAAGUUCUGCCGCUUCGUUCGGCUGGCGGACGGAUUAGGGCUGAAUGUGAUCCCAGGCGUCGGCACACCCCGGUACGGAUACAUCGGUGCCGGGUUCGAGCGGAACGAGUGUGGGCUGGAGAUUCUCGGCCCGGAAGGACUCGAUAAGGGCACGUGGAAGUGUUUGUUGGGUUACGGUGACGAAUCGCUUACAAAGGUGUCCGGGGCAAUCGUCGACAAUUCGGACACUAAUCCUCCGCUAGCGAUUAUAGGGCAGGAUAGGAUCGUUUUGGCACAGAACGAAUCCAUGGCGACUUUGCUGUGCAACGCGAACAAACCCAUCGAUUACUGCUGGUUCCGGGGACCUCACGGACAGUUCUACCCGCUGUCGGAAAGUCUCACGGCGGAACGCAACGCAGGCAAGUACUGGUACAGCGGCAUCUCGCUGGCGAUGGGUGAGUGUAGCAUCACGUUCGCGCACCUCCUGGACACCGAGCACGCCGGCCAGUGGCACUGUUACGUGGGCAACGGGCAUGUAUCUGCGCUCGAAGUUUCCGCCACGUUCCCGGUGCACAUUUCCCGCACGCAGAUGAUUGCUGCGUCCGAUCGCGUUGAGGCGAGUCUCGCUUUUCCCGCCCUUCUCGAAUGUGACUCCAUUCCUCGCGGGACUCCACUGCAGUACUGUCGGUUCAUCACACCCGCCGGGCAAGCGUUUAGCCUGAACGAGAACAUUACGGCCGAUCGUCCGGUGCUUGGGCGGUUCUACUCCAAUCCGAACCAUAACCUAGCGAAGGGUUCCUGUGCGCUUGUGAUCGCUUCCGUCCGGGCGGAAGAUUUCGGCGAGUGGAUCUGUGCCGGCAAGAUCGAGGGACACCCGAUGGAACACAUUUACGGUGUUGUGCUGCACAACCGCGACGACAUUGCUCCCAUGCCUGAUGGUGUGCCGGAACCGGCCGGACAAACACUUUCGGCAGCUUCCAUCAGCGGUAUGGUGAUCGGAGCGGUGGCCGUAGUUGGCGGUGCCGUUGCCAUUGGCUACUGGCAGUUCCGGAAACGGCUACAUCGGCAGGCAGUCGCGGUGAACGAAGAGAUUCAAAUGAGCGCGGUCGAAUCGCGCCAGGCGCUGGGAAGAGCUGAUGGACCGAGAAUCAGUAUCAUAAGCUCGGGGUCGAGUAGCAGCACAAACAGCGAAUCGAAUCUGCACGGAACAGCGCUGUGAGGGCGAGUAAAUAACUUAUUCACACACAGGACCUUGAGCGAUGCUCUUGACGGUUCCUGGCCUGGAUUCUUCAUUUAUUAUUCGCUUACAGUACAAACAAGGGUCAAAAUUACUAGCUAGCAGCGUACGGUACGAUGAGAAGUUACAGCUUGAUACUCUCCUUUCGCAUCUGAAUGUUCCGCAACAGGCAUACGUCGGACAUGGCACACUGGCGGCCAGUCGGCGUGUUGAGGUCGUACAGUCUGCAACGAUUGGUAACAAUGUGAAACGCGGUCAGUAAACACCUACCCUUAGGCCGAAUAAAAUAUUGAAGCUUUAUCAAA
Messenger RNA from Anopheles stephensi (Asian malaria mosquito), 2818 nucleotides. RefSeq lists its product as uncharacterized. The record is from RefSeq and is a predicted model, not a curated record. Bases 540 to 2495 code for a protein of 651 amino acids. The transcript has 2 exons. Lineage: Eukaryota; Metazoa; Arthropoda; Insecta; Diptera; Culicidae.